AUGUCGAAGGUCGAUCCAGAAACGCAGUCCAAAUGGGAUGAACAGCUGGACUAUAGCAAGUUACCUGAAUGGAAAGAGUGUGCAGCCAUUCUCAACAAACGAUGCCAGUUCAUGGAAGCUAGAGAUAGCAAGCAGCUACGAUCGGAUUUUACUCACAAAUCAUUCAACAAACCAAAACCUACUUUUGUCAACAAUCGUCGUCCUCAAACUUCACUUGCUGCUCAUCAGCAUUCUUGUAUCUUUUGUCGGGACAAUACUCAUUCAAUUACAGGCUGUAAAGAUUUUGCUGAGCUUUCAGUAAUGGAUCGUUAUUUCAAAGUGAAAAAAUUAGGGCUUUGCUUAAAUUGUUUAGGAAAAGGUCACAAUGUUUCGAAAUGUCCGUCGAAUUAUAAAUGCAAGAGUUGCAAGCAAUCACAUCAUAGCCUUUUGCACAGGCCUACAGAUAAUAGUACUAGUGUUGAAGUUUCACAAGGUUCAUUGAAUACAACAGCUGCAGCACAUUCCGCAUUGGAGAAGGAGCGUGUUCUCAAUCAAGUUAUUUUGGCAACAGCCUUAGUUCUCGUGAAAGACUCAUCGGGUAGUUUUCAGUUGGGUAGAAUUCUACUGGAUUCUGGUUCUCAGGUUAACUUUGUUAAUGAGAAGUUUGCAAAUUCGCUCUGUCUUAAAAAACAAAGAAGGAACGUCGAUAUAGUGGGAAUAGGACAUACAGAAACACAAACCAAGUAUCUAACUCAAUCGACAAUUCGCUCUAGAUACAACAAUUUCGAAAUUUGUUUAGAAUUUUUAGUCGCACCCUCCAUUACAGGGUAUCAACCGGAAGCAGCACUUAACAUAAACAACUGGAAUCUUCCUACGAAUUUGGACUUGGCAGAUGAGAGCUUUAAUCAGCCAUCUCAGAUAGAUAUGUUGGUAGGUGCUGAAGCAUUCUUUGAUUUGCUGGAAACAGGUCAAGUCAAAUUAGGUGAAGGACUUCCACACCUGCAAAAAACUGCUUUAGGUUGGAUAGUAUCUGGUAGAUACAAAUCAAAAGUAGUCGAAGCGAAUAGAUCGUGCUUCGUCAAUUCAAAAGAUAGUUCUUUGGAUAAAUAUUUAGAGAAGUUUUGGGAACUUGAAGAGAUUCAGGGUCAACAGUCGAUGUGGUCUGAAGAGCAAACUGCAUGUGAGGAACACUUCAAGGACAACAUCGAAGUUCUACCCAGCGGUCGACUAAUGGUUCACCUACCUCUCAAACGAGAUCCCAACUGUCUUGGAGCUUCCUAUGAUAUAGCCUUCAGAAGAUUUUUAUCUCUGGAGCGUAGGUUAUCUAAGAACUCAUCGUUGAAAACGGAAUACGUAGAUUUUAUGAAACAAUAUGAAUCUUUAGGUCACAUGUCAGUCGUACACAAUCCUAAUCUCGAAAUCGCUCACUAUUACUUACCACAUCAAUGUGUAAUUAAGCCUGAAAGCGUGUCUACAAAAUUGCGCGUAGUAUUUGACGCAUCUUGCCGAACAUCGUCACAAAUAUCCUUGAAUGGAAUACUUAUGGUCGGUCCUACGAUACAGGACGAACUUGUUAUAAUUUUACUUCGCUUUAGACUUUAUCGAUAUGCUCUAACAGCCGACAUUGUCAAGAUGUAUCCACAAAUCUUAGUACAUCCAUCGCAUAGGAGGUUGCAGUUUAUCUUAUGGAGAGAAGAUGCACACACUCCUAUUAAAACAUACCAGCUUAACACCAUAACAUAUGGUACGUCAUCAGCACCGUUUUUGGCAAUUCGUUGUCUUCAGUAUUUGGCCGAUAAAAACCAAGAGCAUUUAAGGCUAGGAGCUUCUGUUCUAAAGUCUGAUUUUUACGUGGACGAUAUGUUGACUGGAGCAGACGACUUAGAUACUCUAACCCAAAAACGAAACGAAGUUGUUUCCAUUUUGAAUUCAGCUGGAUUAGAGCUUUCAAAAUGGAAUAGCAAUCAUUUUUCCUUAAUCGAGGAAACAAAACAAAAAGAAAUAAGAUUAACUGAAUCAAAUCUCGCGAGCACGUUAGGUAUAGCUUGGAAUCCUGUGGCAGAUGAAUUCAGUUUUUCUUACAAGCCAAAUCGAUCGUAUACAAAAUACACUAAGAGAUCCAUUUUAUCUCUUUCUUCGUCCCUUUUCGAUCCAAUGGGUUUGCUCAGCCCCAUCAUUAUUCGAGCUAAGAUCCUGCUACAACAGCUUUGGAUAGAUAAAGUUGACUGGGAUGCAUCAAUUCCACAAAACAUCGACAUUGAGUGGCGUCAAUUUAUGAUCGAUCUACACUCUAUUCAAAAUCUCUCUGUUCCUCGAUUCGUGUUUGUAGAAAAUAAAACAAACUACCAAAUACAUGGCUUCGCCGACGCUUCUAUGAAGGCAUAUGGUUGCUGUAUAUAUCUGAGAAGUAUAGAUACGUUCGGGUCAGUAGAAGUGAAGCUUUUAGUCGCCAAAUCUAGAGUUGCGCCAGCUAAGAAGAAACAACUUCCGCGCUUAGAGCUUUGUGCAGCACAUCUUUUAUCCAAACUCUGGUUAAAAAUUCAAAGAGUGAUCGACAAAAACUUCUCGGAAGCAUUCUUUUGGACUGAUUCUGCAAUUGUUUUGCACUGGAUAUCCACACACUCAUCAAGGCUCAACACAUUUGUUGGAAAUAGGGUAGCAGAAAUUCAGGAGACAACGAAGCAGGUUGUUUGGAAACAUGUUCCAACAUGUUCCUGCAGAUGUCGUUUCCCGAGGAUGUUCCGUGGGAGAGCUACAAAACUCAAUUUGGUUUAA
Messenger RNA from Eupeodes corollae, 2754 nucleotides. RefSeq lists its product as uncharacterized. The record is from RefSeq and is a predicted model, not a curated record. Lineage: Eukaryota; Metazoa; Arthropoda; Insecta; Diptera; Syrphidae. The coding region runs from base 1 to 2754 and encodes 917 amino acids. The transcript has a single exon.